GUUGAGGUACAAGUGUUUAUUAUGGUAAAUGUUCCAAAGCUCAGACCCCCUUAGCUAUGUGAUAACUGACUUAGUCUUAUGCUGCAAAUAAAACUAAAACAAGUAAUUACAAACAGUCAAAUAUCUUUUUGGUUAGAUGAAAUGAUCAAAUGUUAAUACCAGUAAAUCUCCAAGUUCAGACCGAUUAAAGAAGCCAAAUAAAGCUAGCUUAAACGACUCUCAACUCCAUAUUUGAUUCCAUGUUGGGAAUAUAAUGCUGAUCAAUGUAUUAGAUAACUGAAUGAAAAAACAAUCAGCUCAAUAUACUACUGACAACAAUACAUAAUGAAGGAAAAGAAGGAAAUGAUAGUUAAAACAACAAACAAGACAACUUUUGAAAGUUUGUUUGGUUUUUCUCUUGAUGAAUGUAAGAGAUGGAGAUCACUUGUGACAUUGUUAUGUCGUCCAAUGGAUCCAGCAUCCCUUGGAAUCAUGAGGAUAGUAUUUGGGUUGUUGAUGGUAAUAGACAUACCACAAGAGAGAGGAUUAGGACAUGCUGACGUGAGAUUUCAACAAAAUGUGUGUUACUUCCCUUUCUUUAACUUCCUGCAACCACUUCCAAUUCAGUGGAUGUUUAUAGUUUAUGGAUUUAUGUGGUUAGGUGCCUUUGGGAUAAUGUUAGGAUUUUUAUAUCGUCUGAGCUGUAUUUUAUUUAUGGUGCCUUACUGGUACAUAUUCUUACUUGACAAGACAUCGUGGAACAAUCAUUCCUAUCUUUAUGGUUUGAUAUCGGUCAUGUUUUUCCUCUGUGAUGCUAACCGUUACUGGUCUGUUGAUGGAUUGCUAUGGAAGAGCUGCAGAAACAGUCAUGUUCCUCUGUGGAACUAUACUGUAUUUAGAUUUCAGGUAUUUCUUGUAUAUUUUUAUGCUGGAAUUAAGAAGUUGGAUCUUGACUGGAUGUUUGGGUAUUCCAUGACAAAUUUGUCCAAGAAAUGGGUAUUUGACCCAUUCAGAUUACUAAUGACAGAUGAUCAGAUAGAUCUAUACAUUGUACACCUUGGAGGAUUAACAUUAGACAUGUUUGCAGGAUUUUUGUUAUUUUUUGACAAGACUAGACCAUUAGCAUUUUUCUUUGUUGGAUCAUUCCAUUUCAUGAACUCUCAAAUGUUCAGUAUAGGCAUGUUUUCCUAUACCAUGUUAGCGACCAUGUUGAUAUAUUGUUAUGCUGAUUGGCCAAGGUUGCUGUUCCGUAAAUGUCCUCAGUGGAUAAAUAUUGUCUUACCUUCAGAUGAUGCAAUACAGACAAGUAGUUAUUGUAUCUAUAGUAAAGAAGAUAUCAAACCAGAAAAUAGAAAAAAGAAAACAAAUGAGUCAAAAUCAAAAGACCCCCCAUCAAAUAAGCCUCCCCCUACAGCUCCAGGUUACACCCAUCAGAUAUGGACAUUCAUUGUUCUAACUUACAUAGCAACACAGCUUGUCCUGCCAUUCUCACAUGGACUUACUAAGGGUUACAAUAAUUGGACAAAUGGCUUGUAUGGGUAUUCUUGGGAUAUGAUGGUUCAUAGAUGGAGCACACAACACAUAAGAAUCACAUAUGUUGAUAAAAAGACGGGAGAUGUUGGUUAUUUGGCUCCUGAUGCAUUCAAUAAUGAAAGGCAUUCAAGAUGGAGUGCUCAUGCUGAUAUGGUCAAACAAUAUGGAACCUGUUUAGCUGAUAGAUUAAAACAGUAUGAUCUUGAGGACAUUGAACUCUACUUUGAUAUCUGGAAAUCACUGAACCAAAGAUUUCAACAAAGAAUGUUUGAUCCUAGAGUGAAUAUUUUAGAAGCAGAAUGGCAUCCAUUUAAAAAAACAUCCUAUGUUGAACCACUAUUAGUUGAUCUAUCAGGUUGGAGACAAAAGUUAGACCAGAUUAAAGAUCAGUUAGAUAACCAUACAGAUGUUGUCUUUGUAGCUGAUUUCCCAGGCUUAUAUCUAGAGAAUUUUGUGCAGGAAGAUUUAAGUAAUACCAGUAUAACCGUCCUUGCUGGAGAAAUCCUUGUUGAACUGGUAGACAGAAAAAAGAAUUAUACCCUCAGUGUUAACCAAUCAAUGCAGCUUCCACCAGAUGAGUUCCACAAUGUACAUACCAUAUCAGAAGUACCUUCAUGUUAUAUGUACAUGUUUGUCAACACAACUGAUAUUGACUAUGAGAAAAAGUUUAGAGAGUAUGAAGAGUAUUUCAACAUGACAAAGAACUGUACAGACAAUUGUGCAGAAGCCAGUUCAAAUUUGACAAAAAAGUUUGCAAAUGAUCCUAAAAGAGAUCAUUAUGAUCAGAGAAUUGCCAAGAGAGAAGAAAGACAACAGAAGAUACAACUACCUGCUUGGAGCAAAUUCUUCAAAUUCAUCAGCUUUAAAUUGGAUAUUUUUAGAAGAAGCUUUACACUGAUAGGAGGAGCUGUGAAAUGUAUGGUUUUACAGCAGAACUUUGAGAAGUUCCUGACCAGUGUUUAUGAAUCAGAAUCGUCUGCUGGAAACAAUUCUCCUGAACCGGGGACCAGUCAUGUAGAACUUAGUGUUGAUAUAUAGGAAUGUUCAACUACCACCAUUUUCAGAUGAUAAAGUUUGCAAUAUUGUGAUCGGUUGGAAUUAUUAUAGUUGCAAUAAUCAAGUAAUUUUUGUAUAUUGAUACUGUUUAGAGAAAAGACUGCUUGCUAUGAAUAGCAACUGAUAUAGGAGAACUUUAUACAUAGAUUUAACCUAAUAUAAUAUAUUCGUUAUCUGAGGAGUAAAAGAAUAUUUUUCAUGAGAAGAAAGACAUUGAAAAUGUUUACAAUCUAUUUUCCUGUCAAAUAGUUUGUUAUUUCUUUUAUUUUUCAUAUGUUUAAUAUAUGACUCUAUACAGAAUCAUGUUAUGCCCUGUCUGGGUUGUUAGGCAUUUAGAAUAAGAUUGAUCCUUGUCUGUUAUACAUCUAUACAUUCCUGUGUGUUUUUUUAGGUCCAGGUCCAUUUCUUUAAAUCCUGUGAUAUUUUCAAUUGUUGUUUAAAACUUUAAACCUGAAUUAGAUAUAAAUAAAUGGAUUUGGGUCUACUUAAAAAAAUAACUAUGUUGAUGUACUUAUGGAAUUACAACUAAAGUAUUCUUCGUAGAACAGUGAUAUUCGUCCACAUUUUGAACCAUUUGGCUAAACUAACAUAGAGCACAAGUAUUGUCAAAAUUUACAUUUUUUUGCCAGUGAAUUGCGUUUUAUUAAAGUUCUUAGAUUCAAUUUUUUUUAUGAAAAUCGGAGAUAGUUUGAGAUAUAUUUUAUUUUAUGGCUUCAUCCCACAAUUGUACCUUUUCUUAUCUUUAAAGUCUAUGAUAAUACAUUAAUAUUUCAUGUAAGGUCUAGUUGUUGAAUACUAUUUUUCUCAAGUAUUUUACUAUUUCUCAUUGUGCCAUUCAUGUCUUGAUUAAGGUUGACUUGUAAAUGUUAAUUGUAAUAUAACUUGUAGUGAAAUCAUUAUAUAACUUGUAGUGAAAUCAUUAUAUAACUUGUAGUGAAAUCAUUAUAUAACUUGUAGUGAAAUCAUUAUAUAACUUGUAGUGAAAUCAUUAUAUAACUUGUAGUGAAAUCAUUAUAUAACUUACUGUGUCUGUUACCAUUGAGGUAUGGACUGAGUUUACAUUGAAGGUGAUAUUGUAGGACAUGAAGCUAAUAUUGUCUGUUACCAUUGAGGUAUGGACUGAGUUUACAUUGAAGGUGAUAUUGUAGGACAUCAUAGGAAGUCAUUUGGUGAAAGUUAUUAGUUGACGUAAUGGAAUUCUUUACUUGUUAAAGGGCGAUAUAUAUAUAGUAACUAUUAUGAAUUUGGUUUUAUGUUUUUAUUAUCAAUUGGUGUAGAGAGAAAUGAUAAUUUACAUUUUUUGCAAUAUCAGACUUUCUCAAUUCCCAUUUGCUGCUUCAUAUUUUAUAAGUCUGGAUAUUUUAUUAUUUAUUAAAGCUUAGCUUUGUGUUUCCUGUUUAAAGCUUGUAUAUAAUUAAAGACUGUCCAUGCACGGUUUUUAAAUGUCUCAGGCAACCAUUUUUAGCAUUUAUGGUGGUACCUAACACUUGAACUAAAAUUAAUUUUGCUCG
Messenger RNA from Mytilus trossulus (common blue mussel), 4079 nucleotides. RefSeq names its product vitamin K-dependent gamma-carboxylase-like. The transcript is spliced from 16 exons. Gene Ontology annotation, biological process: peptidyl-glutamic acid carboxylation. Bases 325 to 2550 code for a protein of 741 amino acids. Gene Ontology annotation, molecular function: vitamin binding; gamma-glutamyl carboxylase activity. Lineage: Eukaryota; Metazoa; Mollusca; Bivalvia; Mytilida; Mytilidae. The record is from RefSeq and is a predicted model, not a curated record.